Messenger RNA from Pestalotiopsis fici W106-1, 987 nucleotides. RefSeq names its product Pectinesterase. The coding region runs from base 1 to 987 and encodes 328 amino acids. Gene Ontology annotation, molecular function: pectinesterase activity. Gene Ontology annotation, biological process: cell wall modification. The transcript has 2 exons. NCBI's taxonomy places the organism in Eukaryota, Fungi, Ascomycota, Sordariomycetes, Amphisphaeriales, Sporocadaceae. The record is from RefSeq and is a predicted model, not a curated record.
AUGAAGUCAGUCCUAGCUAGUCUGGGUCUCGUUGGCCUUGCCGUGGCAGAGAGCCGCACUUCUGCUCCCUCAGGCUGUGUCACUGUGUCCAGCAGCGGUGGUGACUACACUACCAUCCAGGAUGCCGUCGACUCCUUCUCGACCAGCUCGAGUGAGGCUCAGUGCAUCUUUAUCAAUGCCGGCACAUACAGCGAGCAGGUCCUUGUGAGCGCCCGUUCCGCGCAAAUGACCAUUUAUGGAUACACUAGCGACACCUCGAGCUACAGCGGCAACAAGGUCACCAUCACCUCCAGCCUGAGUCAAGCUGAUGGUCUGAGCAAUGACGAGACAGCCACUCUCCGCGUCAAGGCCGACAACUUUAAGCUGUACAAUGUCAAUGUCAACAAUGGCUACGGCUCCGGCAGCCAGGCCGUUGCUUUGAGCGCCUACGCCGCCAGCGGCUACUACGGUGUCCAACUCACUGGUUUCCAGGACACCCUUUUGGCUCAGACUGGUAAUCAGAUCUAUGCCAACAGUCUGAUCCAGGGUGGCACAGACUUCAUCUUUGGUCAGAAUGCUCCGGCCUGGUUUGAGAAUGUUGACCUCCGUGUCUUGACUGCUUCCUCUGGCUACGUUACUGCCAACGGACGCUCCUCGUCCUCUGGCACCUCUUACUACGUCUUUAACAACUGCGACAUUGCCGCCGCCUCUGGCAACACCGUCAGCAGCGGCGCCUACUACCUGGGCCGGCCGUGGGGCGCCUACGCCCGCGUCACCUUCCAGAACACGGCCAUGAGCAGCGUCAUCAACUCGGCGGGCUGGGCCAUCUGGAACACUGACGACGAGCGCACUAGCAAUGUCGAGUUUGACGAGUACAACAACUCGGGCACCGGCUCAGAGGGAACUCGUGCUUCCUUUGCCACCAAGCUCAGCUCUGCCGUCUCCAUCUCUACCGUCCUUGGUAGCAGCUACAGCAGUGCUGGCUACUACGAUUCGUCGUACAUGUAG